Molecule: messenger RNA, 801 nt
Organism: Durusdinium trenchii
Lineage: Eukaryota; Dinophyceae; Suessiales; Symbiodiniaceae
Source: the annotation of a GenBank genome assembly
UAUAUCACCUAUUCAUUCAGAUCGCAGAGUCAUGGCGAAGAGUGGCGACAUUAUGGAAGCCAUGAGGCCAAAGAGUGUCAAGGAGCUGCAUGCCUCAAUUGCUGCAGCAGGCAGAAGACGGCCACUGCCUCCAGUGGCAAACCAAUUGCAAACCUUUGUGGAGCAGUGCCGGGAGUGCGAGGAAAGAUGCGUGUCACGUUUACGUGAGCGUGCCAAAUUUGAAGCUGCACUCCUCCCCUCCAACCUGCAAGAGAAGGAUGCUGCGCGCUCACAAGUUGUGGAAGGGGUGCAGCACCGUUUCGCAGCACUGGAGGGCCAAUGCUCAGUAAUAUGCGGAAAGAGGACGGCUCAAUGAUGUGAUAUGUACUGGAUAUGGAGCUUACUGUACUAGGCCUUAUGUUCAAUAUGAUCAUGAUUAUGUAUGUUUCAGCUUUUUGCACUGCAAGACUGUCUUAUCAGAUGAUUUCAUCGCUUCAUUCCUUCUCAGGCUUUCUCAUUUGGUAACUGGCAGUGGCCUCGGAAAGGGGCCACUCAACUCAAACCGAUUUGAUCAGUAAUCUCAUGAGAGGUUGAGAACACCUCCUGCAGCCUACCCGGCAGCUCCUUUGCGCAGCGACAUAGCCUCCCUGUCACAUAAGGUUAAGCCUCACUGAGGGUAGCUCUCCAAACGUUCAAUUGCGGUGUGAACGAGUGCGUUUCGCAAAGAGUGCGCUUUGGACAACUUUCCAUUGUGGUCCCCUUGGGGUAGAACCUCCUUUUGGACGAGCGCAAUGUUUCUUCAAUAUGUUUGUGCAUCCUGCC